Molecule: messenger RNA, 5758 nt
Organism: Anolis sagrei ordinatus
Lineage: Eukaryota; Metazoa; Chordata; Lepidosauria; Squamata; Anolidae
Gene: CAV1
Product: caveolin 1
Biological process (GO): cell differentiation; regulation of cytosolic calcium ion concentration; caveola assembly
Cellular component (GO): caveola; focal adhesion; sarcolemma
Molecular function (GO): transmembrane transporter binding; protein kinase binding; molecular adaptor activity
Source: RefSeq, a predicted model, not a curated record
AGGCGCAUAACUUGGAGAGAUACCUCCCACUCGCGGGUGGGAAGGGAAAGAAGGGGGGGUUGAACACAAUACACGAUCUUCCUUCUUUGGGCGCUGGGAAUUAUAACUCGCGCCAGUCGGGGACAGCAUGUCUGGGAGCAAAUACGUGGACUCCGAGGAUUAUAGCUACACCGCGCCCAUCCGGGAGCAAGGCAACAUCUACAAGCCCAACAACAAAGCCAUGGCAGAUGAGAUGAACGAGAAGGAGUACCACGACGUCCACACCAAGGAGAUCGACUUGGUCGACAGGGACCCCAAGCAUCUCAACGACGACGUCGUCAAGAUUGACUUUGAAGAUGUGAUUGCUGAACCUGAGGGAACCCACAGUUUUGAUGGAAUCUGGAAAGCUAGCUUCACCACCUUCACUGUGACAAAAUACUGGUUUUAUCGCUUAUUGUCGGCACUCUUUGGCAUUCCCAUGGCUCUCAUCUGGGGCAUUUACUUUGCCAUCUUGUCGUUCCUCCACAUCUGGGCGGUGGUGCCCUGCAUCAGAAGCUAUCUGAUCGAGAUCCAGUGCAUUGGCCGAGUUUAUUCUAUCUUCAUACACACCUUCUGUGACCCACUUUUUGAGGCUAUUGGCAAAAUGUUCAGCUCCAUCAAAGCAACUGUACAGAAAGAAGUGUAAAUGAUGUGUUGAAGGAACCUGAAGACUAUCAAGGCUGUCAGCAGUUACCAGAAUCCAGCAGCAUCAGCUAAUGAAGCAAUCAACCUGAAUUCAGGCAAAGAAGUCACAAGUUUCUUUUAAUCCCUCCUGAAUUUUAUAUUAUUCAGUGUUUUUAGGAGGGAAAACAAUCUCUAUUUUUAAAGAAGAAGAAAAAAACAAAUUUAAAUGGCUGCUUUUUUAUUCCUAGCUGCCCAUUGAUCUGCUGACCCUUAACAAACUGACUCAUUAUUCUGCUUACACCUUCUGUUCAUUUGUUGCAAGUUAAAUUCACAGCGCUAUAAUAAAGAACUGCCAAAAAAAAUUGCUUUCCAGCACUACUGUAACACUGCUCUUCAUUUUACUGUGAGCGAAAAGGGGUCUAAAGCUGUUACAGCAUAAUGAACACGACAAGCUGGCAGAUUUUAAUAGAAUGUUCUUUUUUCAGACGUAUUGUCAGUCAGCUGUCGCUCUGUACUGUAGUGAGCUAUAUAUAACUGCUAUGCAGAGAGAGAGAGAGAGAAAGUUCUAAGUAAAUAAAUAAUAUAUAUGCUCGAAAGAAGGAAAGAAAGAAAAUCCUUUAGGAGGACAGUGCCUUCAAACAACUUUUUCCUAUCCACAGUAAACGACUGCAGUGUGCUUCCUCUUUCCUGCCUUGUUGUUGAUCAUGGGAGAUUAUUUGAAGAUUUUUUUUUAUUGUAUAUCACAAAAAGGAAUACACCCAAAUGCUUUUUCUAAUAAGAAAACUGUAAUUUCUAAAAAGAAAGAAAGAAUUGUGCAUCUAAUCCAGUAUCAUGAACUUCUGAUUGGUUGCUUUUGUGCCUGAUUUGCUGGUUCUCCUCCUCCUUACUUGGCCACACCAACACUUCCUUGCUGAGCUAUGAUCCUACAGAUUUUGAUGCUCAAGAUCAGAAUUCAAGUCAGAAAUAUAUUGUGAAUGUAUUUUCUACACAGCGCUUCCAUCAGCAAAAAGGUCUCUUACACGUCUUACAAUGCAAUGGUUUCUCCUUGAAGAGAGAACUAACCUUUUAGGAACAUGUUCACAAACAUAAGUUUCAAAUUGAGUAAGCAAAUGUUUGUCCCUGCGGAGGGACACUUUUAUUUUAUUUUAUUUUAGGCUGCUUUCUUUUUUCUUUUUUUUCUUUUUUUUUUCAAAAUGACUGUCAAGGUUAGUUCAACUAAUGCAGUGCAAUCUAUGAACUGUGUUUGCAACAGUGGUGUGGGAAAGUUGUAGGAAGGGUUAACUUUGCCAUUCCUCGUCCAUUCAAAUCAAGAUGCUACUAGCACAUCCAUGCUUUUCUUACUUCACAGUCAUACACCAGAAGAGUGACUUCUGCAACCCUCCAUUGUGGUUCACUCCCUUCCUAAAUUGAACUGUACCUAUGAAUCAGGAAGACUUCAUGGAGGAAAUCCCAAUGAAGCCGACUGGAAAAAUACAGAAACAGAUAAUUUCCAAUUUCGUUUUCUUCAUGCUAUGACCUGCUUGGUGGUUUUGCCAUUACCACGACCUAACUGUGGUUUGUUGGUUUUGUGUGAAUCUGCUUGUUGCUUUUUUGAAAAGCUGUGAGGCUACAAGUUGCUGGGAUAAACUUCUUUCUGAAUUCAAACUGAGGAAAUUAAAGCUUCAAGCUUACUCUGGCUUGUUUGAAUUCUGAGCACAAAGCCUGAAGUGCCUUCCAGGUAGUGCAAGCCCAAGGGUUAUUAUUAGAGAUAAUCUCAACAUAGUUUGUUAUACUAUGUAACUGCUUCAACCUCUUUCCUUUAUCUUUACAUUCAUAGUAUACUUACAGUGCAGUCCUAAGCAGCUUUACCCAAAAGCAGUGGGUCGGGGGGCUGGUUUUCCCCAUCCAGAAAUGCCAUGGCUUCCCAUGCAGCUGCACUGUGAAAAGAUGGCAACAAAUCAUGGCAGCAGAUUUCAGCACCAAAAUGGAAAAUGGCAUCGAGCCAUGCCAAAAAUGCUUGUUUAAUUGUCACUUUUUUCUGGUUGCUUCUUCAGAAACCCAUUUAAAAGACCAUGGCUUGGACUGAGUUGGUGCCCAAAUAUAGAUUGCUGUGCGGGGAUGCCAAACUAAUGUUGUAGAUUACAUGCAGGCUACAUGCUGCUCAUCCUCGCUUUACUGAAUUAUCAUUAGGGCUGGCUGAAGAUACUUUGCCACCUGACAUGGAGCCCAAAUGGCACUUCUACCCAUAACCCAACCUUACCAGGCAUGUUUUGUAUUCCUGAAAGCCUCACGCCUUGCUUUCUUUUGUGUGCCCCCCUAUACACACACACACUGAUGGGAAGCAGACAGCUCUGUCCUGCUGCACAACAGGACAGGUCCUGAAAUGCAUGAGAUUAUAGCCCUUAGUCCCCUACCAAUACUGCCCAGCUUGUGACUUAGAGGCAACCAAUGUUGCUAAAGUCUUUUCCAAGACAGAGCCCAGUUUCCUUUGCUAAAUUCAUUGCCACCCUUUCCCACAAGAUGUUUCCUUCAACUGCCAUUGCAGUUGAAGUUAAGGAUUUUAUUGCACGGGCAAACUGGCAUAGCAGCAGGAUGGACCCUAUUGCACUAUGUUGUGUGCAUUGCCACCCUUUUUUCCUCAAGACGUUUCCUUCAAUUGCCAUAGCAGUUGAAGUUAAGGACUUUCUCGCCCUGGCAAACUGGCAUAGAAGCAGGAUGGUUCCUAUAGUGCAAUGCUGAGUGAAACUUAUUGCCGGUCUGCCACCUCCCCAUGACAAACCUGUCCUCUGCUAUUGAUGGGCAAAACUUGCCAAGAGCCACAAUCACUACACAGUGCCACAACUUACCUGGUGCAAUGAUCCCCCAGUGGCUUCUGUGCCGGCAUUUUUAUUAUACCUCGCAGAAAUUGCGAAGUUGCUUUCAUGAAAUAAGUUUGCAAAAAAUACUGAAGUGGCUGAACUGCAGAGGGCAGAUCGCUGGGCCUUUAACCGGAAAUGUUGUCACGAAAUGGCAGGUCACCAAAGUGUCAUGGUGCAGCGCUUUGAGGUGUGAUAGGGACAAUCAUCAUGUCAUUAAUUUGCUGUUAUCCCUGAUUGCAUGAAAGCAACAGAUAGCAGCAUCAUUCAGUAAUGCAGUGGUUCUCAACCUGUGGUCCCCAGAUGUUUUGGCCUUAAAGUCCCAGAAAUCCUAACAGCUGGUAAACUGGCUGGGUUUUCUGGGAGUCGUGGGCCAAAACACCUAGGGACCCACAGGUUGAGAACCACUGCAGUAAAGCCUUUGGAUAGUUUGAGUAGUAGACAGUUACCUUGAUCUCAGGUGCUAUGCAUAGGGGAUUCCCAUCACACAUCAACCAACUGUUCUUUUUAAAGUGAAGUCUUUGUAUCCGUUUAAUAAACAGCACAAGAGAUGCACAGUUGUUGUGGGACAGCCAGAAAAAUGAUUUCCUUAAUUGGGCCCCAAUACGGAGGGACAAACGUAUUUCCCCUUAUUAAUCUGUGACCAUGACCAAGACAUUCACAUUUUUGUAACAAGAAAAUGGGAAUGUUUUACUGCAGAGAUGCAGUUCUUCCUCCAAACAGAAGAUGUAUUGCUAUUUGGCAUACAGAAAGAAAUGUUACACUUUCAUCGGUGCCAGGAAAUGCAUAAUUAAUCUCCAUUUCAUGGUCACACACAAUUUGACAUCUUUUUGAAAGCUUUAUUUUCAUUUAACUUUUUAUUUUUAUUUUUAAUUAUUAUCAAAGGAUUUUGCCCAUUUUAGUUCUAGUUUCAAACUAGUCCAGCUAUGACACAAUUCCUACUGAGAGUAGUGUCAUAUCAUUUCUUUUACAUUUCCCCCUAAAGAAAGCUUGUAGUGUGAGCUUAUAGUGUGCAAUACAACUCACCCCAUUUUGUGCACGGCGCACACACUUACUCAAGCCAUCCCUGCCAUUGCUGCAUUGUUUUUUAGGUCAUGUAGCUCAGUGGCAGAGUAUAUUUCUUCCAUGUUUAGGUCCUGGGUUCAACUCCAGCAUUUUCAGGUAACACUAAGGUCCUUUCCACACAGCUAAAUAAAAUUCCACAUUAUUUGCUUUGAACUGGAAUAUAGGGCAGUGUAGAUUCAGAUAACACAGUUCAAAGCAGAUAUUGUGGGUUUUUCUGCCUUGUUAUUCUGGGUUAUAUGGCUGUGUGGAAGGGCCCUAAAAAAACAACCUGCAUGACACCCUAGAUAGGCAAUGCCAACCACUGGAAACCAGAUGGACCAUUGUUCUGACUCUGUGUUCCUAAACUUGUGUCCAUCCUACAGGAAGGCAGUCUCCUCCUACCCUUCAGCUUUAUAUAGUGCAAGCUUAGAGCAACACUGGUGCGGGAUCACAGCUUGUCCUCCAAAAAUGCAAAUAAAUUAAAUCUAUUGUGUUUCACCACAGUGGAAACACAUUGUAGAUGUGAUUGAAUACUGUAGCUUAGGCCAGCUCGCCCCUUGUUGCUAGGAUGUUUUAUGAAAGCACAUGCUCCCAAACAAGAUGUUUCCAUGUAGUUGCAUAAAUUGGGCUCAAGAUGGUCAAGGGUAUAUUUGAUUUCCACAGAAAGCUCAUUAAGUUAAGAAAAAAUACAAUAGAGCGAGGCCUACAUGAUCCGUACUACUCAGGGUGCAAGUUAUUACUGAAACGAAAAGAGAAAAAUGUAAUUGGUUUUCAGUAAUUCUAAUAUAUUUGCUCAGUAGUAACCAACCUACAGAGUUUUAAGAGAUCAAACUUAUGAGGACGCUUCCUUUAUUUUUGGCACAUAAAUUACAAAUGUAGUCACCUUCUCUCUCUUUGCAUUUUGAAAACAAACACUGGUCUGGCUAUAUAGUUUUAUCUUUUUAUUCUGUACAUAAGUGAGAGUGUACUAUGAAAUAUAUAUUUUGCAGUAUUGCAACACAUCUUUGGUGAGAAUGUAAACAAGAUGCCUUAUAUCUUUGCAUAAGGAAAAUCACUUUUGAAAUCUAUUACAUAAAACUGUGUAUCCAGAAAGAGCUUCCAGAUGCAAAUAAAUUGCUGAUCCAGAAUAUUUGCAAAGCUAUUGUAUGCUUACAUUAUAUAACAGACACUUCUUUUUUAUUCUGCAUGUUCAACAACCAAAGCUACAAUCUUCACAAUAAAAGCUGUUUUAAUAGAAA